Messenger RNA from Hymenoscyphus albidus, 5141 nucleotides. The record is from the annotation of a GenBank genome assembly. NCBI's taxonomy places the organism in Eukaryota, Fungi, Ascomycota, Leotiomycetes, Helotiales, Helotiaceae.
AUGAUUCCCCAGCUUGCUCAUCCUCGACACCUCUCGCAGCAUCAGCAGUUUGGCAGCCCUAGCUUUGCGGUCCCGCCAUUCGAGCCCCUCCAUAACCCUCGACGGCAAGACCAGUCUGCCUCUCUGCCUCGACCGCUACCUUUUCGCAGUGCUCGAUCUUUCGCCUCUUCUUCUGCUACACCAUUCCCCCGUGCAUACCCCCUCUAUGAUACGCGCCGCGCCGGCUUGGCCCGGGAGAGCUCAAAUGGAGGAGCCUUUCGAUCCUCUUACAACGACCCUUCGGAGCAUAUGCUUCGACGGAAGACCCCGAAUGGGACACUGGCAGCAGGAUACGAUGGUACGCCCGUCCAGUGGUCUAGUAAACCGCCUGCUUUGAAGCAUGUUGUCCUUCCUCUAUCGGAGGGCUCAGCCAGCCGGACCAACAACUAUUCUCUUGCUGCCUCAAACAAUUCGAGUUCAUGGCAGAGACCCGAGGCUUCGGGAUGGGCAUAUCAACAAACACCCCAGUAUGGUGGCAUGAAUGCUGGCAUAGGGGAAUCGCGAGGGGGCGGGGCGACAGAAAAGUGGUCACAAUUAUCCCCUCUCCCCUCAAUUUCCUUGAACUCCUGGGAGAAUAUGGAUAUGCAACAAACCCCAACCUACUACCCAUUGAAUAGUUCACAAGUGCCAAUAGUUCUCCAGCCUUCAUUCCAACCAUCACCAGGACCUACAGCAUCGAACGACGGCGGUUUGUAUGGUCCCUACUGGCCAGAUGGAAGGUAUGUUCCAUAUCGCCCUGCGGCCUUUCGAGGACCGGGUGGACACCAUGUCAAUCAAGAUUUGUACAACAAUCAUGAACUUCAGAGCCAAUCCCAUUUCCCGCUCGAGUUUUCCCCCCCCUUUCGGCCUCCACCGAUUUCGCUUAAAACGGAACCAGUUCAUCCCGUAGGAAAUUCGCUCUUCAAUUCCCCUUAUCCCGACGCCAGCAUACAUGGUCAAGAUCAGCGUUAUAGUAUUCCUACACAACUUAACCCAAUCCAAUUCGAAGGCUCUCUCUAUCCGCUAAACUCUGAGGGGUCUAGAACACCAACGGCAGAAUCGACCAGUAGAGCCAACAACAAUCAUAGAUUCCCAGAAAAGACCCUUUCAUGGGCUCAUACAAUAUAUGUUGACCUGCUAGCUUUCAUUCAGCGGUCGAAAAAAGAGAGUAGGUCGGCAAAUCCAUCUCAUGGUUCAAAGCCCUACGGCAAGGCCAGUUACUAUCCAAAACCCCCCCGUCAACCAGCGUCUUAUUUAGGGAAUUCUCAGUGGGCAGGUCUGAACGGAGACACAAAUGAUGCAAACAACAUUCGGCGGCCUAGUCAGAUAUCCCGGCCAGCUCCUAGACAAUUUGUAAAUCGGGAGUAUAACAGCUGGCCAGGGGGUAGCUCGGGGCAAAUACCACAGAUAGCAUCCGCUAGCCAGGAGCUAGGUCCACAUACCCCUUCGUUUCAGCCGCUGCACCACCUCUCAGGCUCUCCUAUAAGUAGGGCGAAAGAAGCACUUGAUCUCCUCACAAGUUUGUGUGAACAAAGUGGCUGGUAUUGGAUCGACGGUAUGCUGCUCGGUGGGUGUCUAGCUUACGGAUUGGAACAAUAUCAUGAUGCUCUUGAUUGGUAUUCCAAGAUUAUUGCUUUAGACUCCAAGUAAGUUCCUUGUUCCUUUUUUUAUAUCUUCGCUGUGGGAUGCAACACUAAUCAUCAAACUAGGCAUGUGGAAGCGAUGUCAAAUCUUGCUGCCACUUUACUGUGCCUCAAUAGACGUGAGGAAGCUGAGCGACAUUGGUUGCAAUCGGUUAGACUUCGACCGAGCUAUUUUGAAGCAGUAGAGCAUCUCAUUGGGUUGCUUUGUGGAAAUAAUCGCGGUGAAGAGGCUGUUGUUAUUAUUGAUUUUGUAGAACACGCACUCAGAUUGCCAAAACCCGAAGAAUCACAUGACCAUACCAGCGAAACGUCCAGCAACGCAGACCGUGAGUCUUGUGCAUCCAUGGGAACGUCCUCAGAGAAUAUUGCUCUGGAUUAUGAUCGCGAUAGCGAAAAUAUUUAUCAAAUGCCUCGUGUUCGCGAGAUUGAGGAUGUUUCCCUGGAGCCGGGUUUUGGCUCGAGUGGCUUUGCGGUGCCUGGCUCGGAAAAUGGACGAAUUCUGGCUCUCGUACACGCCAAAGGGAACAUGCUGUACGCACUUGGCAAAAUAAAUGCAGCAUCCAAAGCUUUCGAGGAUGCAGUUCUCAUCAGUGCUGGUCGAAGUUUUAACGGAAUACCUGGUCUCAUAGGACAAAUUGUCAGCACACUAUCUCAAGAUGAGCAGGUCGGUAUGCCAGGAGAGUUCAGACAGCGACCAGUUCCAGAUAGACAAGCUCCUUUAUUACUGCCUCCGCCUAAAGCUUUGCAAACAGCAAGACUGGUCUUUGCCAAAAACGGGGAGUUGCCUGGACUCCGCUAUGUCCUAGAAGGUCUUGCCCGAAAGGCUGCCAUAUCAAUCACAAGUAACUCCCUUCUGUCCCUGGCCAAGAUCUUUCAAGAUGCUAUGUCUAAUAGUAGUUUAUCGCAACGGAUUUCGCGGAUGCCCUCGGGCGUUGGCGAUAUAUUGGCGCUCUACUAUCUUUCUCUCUCUCUACAACCCAGCCCAUCAACUGCGAACAACGUUGGAAUAUUACUCGCUAGUGUUCAACAUCCUUCGGCGUAUCGAUCCGCUAUUCAGAGAGACCCGGCGGCCAUGCCAGUUCUACAAGGGAUGGGUGCGGUUCCAAUAGUUCCUGGAAGUGGUAUAGCUUUGGCCCUUGCUUACUACCACUACGGGCUCAGUCUUGACAAUCACCAUGCACACAUUUACACAAAUCUUGGAAGUCUGCUCAAAGAUAUUGGAAAACUUGACGCUGCUAUUUCCAUGUACGAGAAAGCAGUUGAAUGUGAUAGCUCGUUCGACAUAGCUUUAGCCAAUCUUGCAAAUGCGGUCAAGGACCAAGGCCGCACCAGUGAUGCUAUCACUUUUUACCGUCGCGCUGUUGCUGCUAGUCCUGAUUUUGCCGAAGCCGUAUGUGGUCUUGCAAACGCUCUCAAUUCCGUGUGCGACUGGGCUGGACGUGGCGGAGUCAUUCUCGAUAAUGGAAGGCAAGACCGUUGGCAUAUUGAUGAGAAGGGCAUGUUUAUUGAGGCUAGAAUGAAUGGAAAUGGCGGUGGCUGGAUGAAGUCUGUGGUCGACAUCGUUACGAAGCAGCUCAAGGAAGGUUCAGCUUGGGGGCGUGGGACUCUACAAGAACAAACGCUUCAUCAGCUUCUCGGACAACUAGAGAUCGCUGAUACCGGCGGACGAUGGAUGGCAGAGAAGAAAAGCAACAUUCAGAUUGUCCUUGGUCGUUGGGCAGGCCAUCGAUGGGAAGGAUCCCGCAUUGUCCGACUCAUCGAGCGAUCCAUAAAGAGAGCAAUGCAUCGAUGGUAUCAGGACAAACAUGUCCAAAAUAAGCAACUUCCAAGCUCCUUCUAUCCCAGACCACAGCUACCCGGUAGCCUGUCUGUCCCAACAGCACCUACUGUUCUACCUUUCCACACAUUUACGUGUCCGUUAUCCGCUAAGGACAUUCGUAUGAUCUCGCAGCGCAAUGCUCUCAGAAUAUCUUGCUCGACACUUCGCGCUCCAUGGAUGCCACCAUCGGUGUUUCCACCACCAUCUCCCCCAACCCCCCAUCUCAACAUUGGAUACGUGUCUUCCGAUUUCAACAACCAUCCUCUAGCUCACUUGUAAGUGCCUCAAAUACUGCUGCUGUCUGACAUUCGUGUUAACAUAUAUCCCUAGAAUGCAAUCUGUUUUUGGAUUCCAUGAUCCUUCUCGAGCGAAAGCUUUCUGCUAUGCUACUACAACCAGUGACAACUCCGUGCACAGGCAGCAGAUCGAACGGGAGGCACCAGUUUUCCAUGACGCCAGCACUUGGCCAGCUGAUCGCUUGGUCAACCAGAUUGUCCAUGAUGAAAUCCAUAUAUUGGUUAAUCUGAAUGGUUAUACCAGAGGUGCCAGAAAUGAGGUUUUUGCCGCCCGGCCAGCACCUAUUCUGAUGUCAUUUAUGGGCUUCGCGGGUACAUUGGGCGCCGAAUGGUGCGAUUAUUUGUUGGCUGACGAGGUAGCUAUUCCACCAAGCACACUUCGUCCUUGGAGACGGAAUCUUGAUCUGGAAGAUCAGGUGCUAGAUCAGCAAUCGCACGAAGAUGAGGAUUGGGUGUAUUCCGAGAAUAUCAUCUUUUGCCGCGAUACCUUCUUCUGUUGCGACCACGCCCAAUCGGAGCCCUUGGGGCGGCGAUUGACCUGGGAAGAGGAACAAACUAAACGGUGGCAAAUGCGAAAGGAAAUAUUCCCCGAUAUUUCAGACGAGACAAUUAUUCUUGGUAAUUUCAACCAGUUGUAUAAGGUUAGUGGUUCACUGCUUCAGUAAAAUUGUAAAUGCGAAAUGCUAACUUGCUGGUAGAUUGAGCCCACCACGUUCCGCACGUGGUUGAGAAUAUUGGAUAAAGUUCCAAAUGCUAUACUUUGGCUACUUCGUUUUCCGGACUUGGGUGAGAGCAAUCUGAGGCGCACUGCUAAGGAUUGGGCAGGAGAAAGCGUCGCAAAACGUAUUAGAUUUACGGACGUUGCGCCCAAACAUUUACACAUUUCCAGGGCCCGAGUCUGCGAUCUCUUUCUGGAUACUCCGGAAUGCAACGCGCAUACGACGGCGGCAGAUGUUUUAUGGUCAAGCACACCCAUUCUUACAUUUCCUCGAUACCAAUACAAGAUGUGCUCUCGUAUGGCAGCCUCCAUCCUGAAGGGUGCUCUUCCUCGAGGAGAAGCAGGAAACCAGGCUGCCAAGGAAUUAAUUGCUAAAGACGAUGAUCAAUACGAAGACUUUGCUACGAAUCUUGCUCUAAGUAUGUCCUUCCGAAGGCUACCUUGUGGUCAAAUGGAAGGCUAUGGCAGACUUGUAGAGCUCCGAAGGUUGUUAUUCGAUAGUCGGUGGACCUGCGCCUUGUUUGAUACAAGGAGGUGGGUGAGAGAUUUAGAAUUGGCAUACAGCGAAGCGUGGCGUAGAUGGGUUGCCAACGAAGGCGGAGAUAUUUACUUAUAGAAAACCUGGGUUGGCUGGAGUUAGAUGGUUG